AUUGUUUGUAUCAGCUUAGCAAUGAACAUUUUAAAGAAGAGCCAUGUGCUGAAUCAAAAUUGUUUGCGGGAUAAGAUUCAGGAAUUGUCUCCUUUAUUGCGGAAUUUGGAUUGGCCGGCCAACAAGGAUUCGGUGUUCCGGGCAACAUGGAGCUACUAUGCCAGCGGCUGUCAGGAGCGACUGACGAGCAUUCGCAGGCGCAUCGAACAGAAUGCUAGGAUAGUGGCUCCAAAUAAAAGGAUAAGUGCCCCACUUCCAGUCGAACUCAAGCUCCCCUUCACCGAGAGCCAGCUGAAACCAGGAUUGGAUGCGGAUGAACACAUAUACCGGGAAUUGGUGUCCUGUUUUCGCAAUGCCGAAGGCACGGCUUCUACAAAGAAAACCCCUCAAAAGCGCUCCAAAAUUCAGAGGCAUUUCGAUAUGAGUAAAUUUUCCACACCCGAACAGUGGAUUAAUUGGAAGCUAGAGGAACAGCAAGUGGGUCAACUGCUGAAACAAUCCUUUGAUCCAUACCUAAAAGAGGAAAUGUCCAAGAAGCUGCAACAUUUAAAAAAACUUACCAAACGAACCCCUCUGUUAGAAGUUCCAAAUCAGAAAGAAUUAGUUGAAAAUCCCAAGGUGUCACAUUCAAAGAAAAGAAAAUCAAGACAAAAGUAUAUUGAUGAAACAGAUAAAUACAAACCCAAUUUUGAAUUAAGAAAAACCAAAUCAUUCACGAAUUUGGAUGAAAACAAACUGUCAUUGAGCUCAAAAAAAGCACCCACAAAAUUAGCAGCAAUAUAUGAACUCCCUAUAAAUUUAAGAAAAAACGAUACUAAAUUGGCAGAAAAAUAUGAGGUCCAUUCUUAUGCCUCGGAAAUGAGUUGUUUUCAAUCAUAUCCGGAUUGGUUUCAAACCAACGAACUGGACAGGGUUUUCAUUGAGACUGUAGUUAAUAAGAAAGAGCCCAAGGAGCACAAGGAGCCCAAGGAGCCCAAGGAGUCCAAGGACUCCAAGGAGUCCAAGGAGUCCAAGGAGCCCAAGAAAAUUAAGAAAACUAUAAAACGCAGGGUUGUUGAAACUAUGGAGGUCGAGAAGACCCCAUCGAGACCCAUUAAGAUUGCCUGCUCCUUGUGCAAUUUGGUUAGGAGAAGGCAAUCCGAACUGCGGCCCUAUAUGCAGCGAAUGCAAUUAGAACGCCAGCGAUUGGAACUAAAGACUUAUUACACUCAGAAGUUGCUGAAAUGUCGGCAGGCUCAAGAGCAGAAUGUCCAGGAGCAAAAAAGAGCCUGUGCCCGUGAGGUCCUGGCCAGAUGCUAUCAAACACUGAAUUUAUGUCAGCAGAUCCUGGAACAGAGACGAUUGAAAAAAUGUCAGCUGCAACAAUCCGAACAAAUAAGAAAGUUAAGCACAUGACCAUUAUUUGCCAGGCUAUUAAUGAUUUCAACUUUGAUUUCCUGGGGUCUGAUCGUCAUAUGCUAUCCCUAAUUGGGUAUAGAUUUCAAUUCAAAUGGUAAAACAUGUGUCUUGUGGAUUUUAGAAAAACUACGAGAGAAUGAAGUCAGUGUAUUAUUUAUCAAAACUUA
Drosophila elegans is the source of this 1565-nucleotide messenger RNA. RefSeq lists its product as uncharacterized. The record is from RefSeq and is a predicted model, not a curated record. The annotation marks the transcript as partial. NCBI's taxonomy places the organism in Eukaryota, Metazoa, Arthropoda, Insecta, Diptera, Drosophilidae. The transcript has 2 exons.